AUGCCUCAAUUGCGCAAGAGUAAACCAGUCGCUGCUAUAGACACCUAUCCAGAUAGUCCGGACACCAAGAAACGCAAGCGAGGUGGUGCAACCGUUGUCGAUGGACCAGAGAGUGAACUCAAUGCGAGGAGCCGAAAGCGCACAAAACCAGCGGAGGAUCGCGCGGACAUCACACAGAAAACUCAGCGAAAGACGAACAAGGAAGUCACCGUAGCCGUCAAGGAGGAAGUAACCACCAAAGCCAGUCCGGUGGCAAAGGGCAAAGCGGCGCUGAAGAAGGAGGUUGAGGUGACGAUCGAGCAAAGCGAGCAGCCCACCUCGGACACUUCCAAACGGAGAGCGAAGGCGAAUGUUAAGAAAGAGGCUGAAUCGGAAGGGUCCGAGCUUGAAGGAGACAAAGCAGAGCAGAAAGAGCUCACCAAACCCAAGCGAAAACGCAAAACGAAAGAAGAAAAGGAGACCGAGGCGAUGCCUUUUGCUCCUAGAACUGUCGGGCUUAAGAUGUACGUGGGCGCUCACACAAGUAUAGCGAAAGGGGUGGAAAAUGCAGUUACAAAUUGCGUCCAGAUCGGAGGCAACGCCUUUGCAUGUUUCCUCAAGUCGCAGCGGAAAUGGGAGAACCCUGCGUUGAAGGAUGAGAAUAGAGAUGCGUUCAAGAAGGCGCUGAUAGACCACAAGUUUGACGGACUGUCACAUAUCGUCCCACACGGAUCAUACCUGGUCAACCUCGCCACCGAGGAUGAGGACAAGGCAAAGCAGUCUUAUGAUGCGUUCAUCGACGAUCUUCACCGGUGCGAGGCCCUCGGGAUUCGGUACUACAACUUUCACCCAGGAGGAGCUGGACAAAGUCCCUUCGCAGAAGCGAUCACCCGACUCGCCACCAGACUCAACCGGGCGCUGGCAGAAACGAAAACUGUUGUCCCACUGUUAGAGAAUAUGGCAGGCCAUGGCACACUGAUUGGCGGGCGAUUUUCAGAUCUCCGAGACGUCAUCUCUCAGAUCAAGCCUGAGUAUAGGUCUCGAAUUGGUGUCUGCAUCGACACAUGCCACGCAUUCGCGGCAGGUUACGACCUGCGCAGUCCGGAGGACUUCAAGAAGACCAUGGACGAGUUUGACAGUGUCGUCGGCUUCAAAUACCUCAAAGCCAUGCACCUGAACGACUCCAAGAUGCCAUUAGGCAGCCACCGAGACCUCCACCAGAAUAUUGGCCUGGGAUUUCUGGGACUCCGUGCAUUCCACAACGUCAUGAAUGAACCGCGCUUCCAGAACCUGCCUUUGAUACUCGAGACACCCUGCGAAAAACCAGACCCAGGCGAUCCAAAGGGAAAGAAAAUGAUCGAGGACAAGAGUAUCUGGGCGACGGAGAUCAAACUUUUGGAGAGUCUGAUCGGCAUGGACCCGGAGAGCGAAGAGUUUCAGCGACUGGAGAACGAGUUGAGUGAAAGAGGCAAGGCGGAGAGGGACCAGAUGCAGGCGCAAUAUGAGAGAUUGAGGGACAAGAAGCUGGAGCAGGAGAAGAAGAAACUGUCCAAAGAAAAACAGGCCGAGAAGGGCCAGAAGAAUUUAAUGGACAUGUUUGGUGGAAAACAGAGCGCCAACGGUGCGGCAAGGGGGGAGAAGCAGAAGGGCCGCAAAAGGGGAAAUAGUUCGGAAAGCGAGUCAAGUGAACUCAGCGAGCUGAGCGAUGAAGAGUGA
This is a messenger RNA of Fonsecaea pedrosoi CBS 271.37, 1695 nucleotides long. RefSeq lists its product as uncharacterized. NCBI's taxonomy places the organism in Eukaryota, Fungi, Ascomycota, Eurotiomycetes, Chaetothyriales, Herpotrichiellaceae. Gene Ontology annotation, cellular component: mitochondrion; nucleus. The transcript has a single exon. The record is from RefSeq and is a predicted model, not a curated record. The coding region runs from base 1 to 1695 and encodes 564 amino acids. Gene Ontology annotation, biological process: base-excision repair. Gene Ontology annotation, molecular function: DNA-(apurinic or apyrimidinic site) endonuclease activity; phosphoric diester hydrolase activity; DNA binding.